AUGGGUAAGAACGAAAAUUUCAAGGAAACAGACAAUCCACAAAAAUUCUUCGAAGGUCUCAAUACAAGACCUCACGAUGAAGGAAUGGAAGAAUGGGAUACGACAAAUUACGUUAGUCAAGCUACUCAAAAAGAUUUUCCUGAAGAUGUUGGAACUUUUAUGCCAAAUCAUAAUGAUGCGAAGAUCUCGAAAGUUCCACCUCCUUCUCGUGUUAUUCAUUCGAUCUAUGUAAUUUCCAAAGAUAGCAAGACAAGAGAGGGACACGUGGGAUUUACUUCAACAAGCACAAGCUCAAGUUCUUCCAGUGUUCAAAUCUCAGAAAUAAGCCAACUCCGAACACCACCUAUUGGUAAGUACAGAUAUAAUUCAGGGGGAAUUGAUCAUACCAAGAUCUCAAAAGAAAGAGCAACGGCUCCUUCUCCAGUACAACAGCUUAGGAUGACUGGUAGACUGGGGUUUGAUUAUGUACCCACCAACCAAAUUUUGAAAACUCCUCCUAUACCAAGACAUGCUCAAUUGAAUACGAAUACUAGAGAAAAUACAGAUAUGUCUAUUCCAUUAAUUACUCAAAAUCAAGAAAGCAGUUAUAAUUGGACAAAUUCUAGAGAUGCGGUUGAACAGAAUGCAUAUGAGGAUAUUGCUGCCACUGGGCCAUAUGAAAGGAACACUCCUCCAUUGCGUGGAAUUGGGGUUGUUAAUGAGAAUUCUUGA
Messenger RNA from Hemisphaericaspora subhashii, 711 nucleotides. RefSeq lists its product as uncharacterized. The record is from RefSeq and is a predicted model, not a curated record. Bases 1 to 711 code for a protein of 236 amino acids. The transcript is spliced from 2 exons. NCBI's taxonomy places the organism in Eukaryota, Fungi, Ascomycota, Pichiomycetes, Serinales, Debaryomycetaceae.